Messenger RNA from Cucurbitaria berberidis CBS 394.84, 869 nucleotides. RefSeq names its product DUF1754-domain-containing protein. The coding region runs from base 18 to 437 and encodes 139 amino acids. Lineage: Eukaryota; Fungi; Ascomycota; Dothideomycetes; Pleosporales; Cucurbitariaceae. The record is from RefSeq and is a predicted model, not a curated record. The transcript has a single exon. Gene Ontology annotation, cellular component: nucleolus.
CAACCGCUCAACUCCCAAUGCCGUCCUCGGACUACAAAACCGCAACAGGCGGCGCGCUGAAAUUGAAAGGCGCAGGCGUCGAUAAAAAGAAAAAGAAGAAGAAGUCGAAGACUACCACAGAGUCUACCAAACCCUCCGAAGACCCGCAAACUGCCGAGGCCUCCACACAGCCCGCCGAGCGCAAUGGCUCAAAGUCACCAUCCCACACACCACGCCGCUCGUUAUCCCCUAAUACUGCCGAGCGGUCUUUUAAGGAAGGUGGUGGAAGGCAGAAAACAGAGGCAGAGAAACGGCACGAUGAGAUGCGCCGGAAGCGAUUGGAGGAACGGUUGAAGCGCGAGGGCGUCAAGACGCAUAAAGAAAAGGUCGAGGAACUGAACAAGUACCUCAGUGGGCUGAGCGAGCAUCACGACAUGCCGAAGAUCGGUCCUGGCUAACAGGAUGGGGUCGGAGUGGCGUUUGCGAUGCAUCGCACGUUGGAACAGAUAUUGGAGAUUCGAAGCACCUGCGGAAGGACAUUUGGUGGACAGAGAGCUUCAUUGCCUGAGGGUAUAUGGCCUUCCGAAGGACUACACCGCUAGGCUAGGGAUCGAUCGAGUUGGAUAUGAGAAAGAACGGUUCAGCUGGCAAGUGAGCAGUGUGUGAAGGCAGAAGUUAGGCGAUACGAAGUCGCGGUUCACGUCGGCAACGAGAUGCUAUGGGGUCUACGUUUCUCUCUCAGAUCAGUUCUCGAAAUAGCAAGCCCUGCAAGCAGGGCGCUGUUCGUCCCAUUCAAAUAUAAGCAUUCUUGUGGACAACGUCUAUCGGAUUUCUCGUGAGAAGUGGCUAACGCGCGUAGAACCUCCAGUGUUGUUUCAUAUUUUUGUCGU